Lymnaea stagnalis (great pond snail) is the source of this 1950-nucleotide messenger RNA. The record is from the annotation of a GenBank genome assembly. NCBI's taxonomy places the organism in Eukaryota, Metazoa, Mollusca, Gastropoda, Lymnaeidae.
GUACUUUAUGCAUAUGGUUUAGAUUCCCAUUUUCUGCCACUCCUCCCAGUAGCGAUAGCCAUCUUUGCAGCCCUCGGGGUUGUGUUGGCAUUUAAGAAGAGGAAAGUUGUCAUGGGGGUGAGUGGGGAAAUGACAAGUUAUGAAAUUUGCAUUAGGUACUACACUGAUUAUUCAUUAUGAAAUUUGCAUUAGGUACUACAGCAGCGGUUCUCAACCUGUGGGUCUCAACCUUUGGGGGUUGAAUGACCCUAUUCCAGGGGUCGCCUAAGGCCAUCGGAAAAUACAUAUGCUCUACAGUUAUGAAGUAGCAACAAAAAAAAAUUGUGGUUAGGGGUAGCCACAACAUGGGUAACUGUAUUACAGGGUCACGGCAUUAUGAAGGUUGAGAACCACCGUACUACAGUGAUUAUUCAUUAUGAAAUUUGCAUUAGGUACUAUAGUGAUUAUUCAUUAUGAUUUUUUUUUUUUUAAAGUUAACACACUGGGGGGUGAUUGAAAAUUUGUUCGUUAUUCACAGAUGAACGACGAAACAAAUCAGUUAAUAUAUUUUUGUUUGGUUCAGGUGCUGGCCCUUGUGUUGGUCACCAGUCUGAUUGCACUCUUCCUCCUCUGGAUCCAGAGAAUGCCACACAAUCUUCAGUAUCCUUGUUAUUUUUUUUUCUUUCACCUGCCUGAUUGUAUUUGAUUUAUAAGUUUUUGGAAGGAUAUGGGGAAUGAAGAGAGACGUGGAUUGUAUGGAAGGAUAUUAGGGCAACACAAAAUCAUGUAUCCAUGAUUUCAUUAAUAAUUGAUGGGCAUUUUACUAGUAGUAAUGAUAAGAGUUGACUUCCACACCUAAACAGCCUUUCAUGUGCAAUAAUUUGGGGUGUUUUCUUUAAUGGCAAGAAAGACAAUACUUUAUGGGGAUCUUCCCGCUCAACACAUUUUACAUUAUGAUGUGCGCCAACUUUCUUCUUUGUCUACUUUGCCUGUGGAUGGCCUCAGUGAAUGCUAAGGAAAUGCUGGGAGCUUUACUUAUAUUACAGGCAGUUGGUAAGUAAUCAGCCAGAUUUCUUAGUUUUUAUACUACAAGUAAUUGAUAAGUAAUCAGCCAAAUUUCUUAGUUUUUAUAUUACAAGUAGUUGAUAAGUAAUCAGCUGAAUUUCUUAGUUUUUAUAUUAUAAGUAAUUGAUAAGUAAUCAGCCGAAUUUCUUAGUUUUUAUAUUAUAAGUAAUUGAUAAGUAAUCAGCCAAAUUUGUUAGUUUUUAUAUUAUAAGUAAUUGAUAAGUAAUCAGCUGAAUUUCUUAGUUUUUAUAUUACAAGGAUUUGGUAAGUAAAUUGAAAUUGAUUUUCUUGCCUCUUAGUCUAGUGAAUAUGACAACUAUCAGUUGUGUGCCAAUAAAUACAUUAAACUUUUGAACAGUCAAUUUGCCUCAUACACAGUUUACCAUAGACUUCUGUUAACAUGUUCCUCACACAUAAUUUACUAUAGCUCUAUGUUGAUAAGUUAACAAUUGAUUUUAAUGAGACUUCCGACUUAAUGUCUUAUGAAGAGUUUAGGACUAAAAGCUAUCAUUUCAGUAUUCUGUGAUCCAAACAUGGAUUUUUAGAUCUAGUUGUUAUUAUAGUACAUAAACACACAACUUGGCUCCAAAUAUAGAGAAAUCUCUUCAAUGUUUCUUAUUUAAUGUCUUCUAGUGGUUUGAGCUGAGACAUUUUCUUUCAUACCAUUGCAGUCCUGACCAUUUGUGAGGUUUCUUUGCACAACUCCAAUUUUUACUCCACCUCCAAACUUCAAAUGACGUCCAUCAUUGCCAGCUACACCAUCUACCGGAUGCAGGUUGUGAACAAAAUCUCCAGGCAAGUGGCUGUGCUGGCAUCAGGUGUACACAUGGCCAAAUCACUGGCAAGUGCCACAUCUUUGGUGCUGGAUGGAGAAAACAGGGAGAUCACUCUUCUGGAGAUGACAGC